This is a messenger RNA of Owenia fusiformis, 2086 nucleotides long. The record is from the annotation of a GenBank genome assembly. Lineage: Eukaryota; Metazoa; Annelida; Polychaeta; Sabellida; Oweniidae.
AAAAAAUUUAUUUUGAAAAAAUAUACUGCGUUCUUUUAAACUCUGUUAUUGUCUAACAAAAGGAUGCAGGCACUACGACUACUGUAGGCAUGCAAACAACAUGGAGGAUGCAAGAGAGGUCAUGGAUCUGAGGGCAACAUAUGAGUUCUUACAUCGACAUGAAUGGAUUUUCAACUUUGCUGUCACAGAUUUCUUCACACUGAAAGUAUGGGAUUAUAUCCCAACGGAGUGGAGAAAUUCCUUGGAGUCUCUGAGCAACGCAGAGUUGAAUCAAGUGCCAUUUGGAUUUAUAAAGGAGAAUUGGCCAGAAUCUUUGAAAAAUUUCAUCACUAUGGCAACAAAUUGUUCAUCACCCCGUAAACAGAUCUGCCUCUUUAACCCAGCGGUGGUUAGCAACACAAUGAAAAAGGGGAUGAAUCCCAAGAAAAUACAUGAGGUGUCCAACAUGGCCGCUGUAAUACAUGAGAUGUGUAGAGAACAUGGUGUUAAGGUUGUGAUUGACAUAGGAUCUGGAUUGGGUUAUCUUGGCCAGGUGUUGAGCGCCACCUAUGGGUACAGAGUAAUUGGGUUUGAGUCCAUUGCCUCAAGAUCACACGGUGCCUCAAAAAGGAACGUAAAACAAUCUAAACAAAACAAACCACACAGAACACAAAAUCAAGGAAAUGAUGGAAAUGGUGGAAAAUCAGUCAAUGUUGAUAUAGAAGCAGAGGAGUUGUCAUCUCUGAUGGAAACAGUCACUUUGGAGUUGGAGGACACAAAGCAAUGUAGACAGGAACUUACUAAACUGUUAUACGAACAUUGCCUAAGUGAGAAAGAACAGUUAGAAUUGAAAGAAGGAAGCAAAGGAUUGGAUGACCUGAGAAGAAUGUCAGACCCUGCUAGGAAGGUGAACUCUUCAAAUGUGGAGUGUUCCAUGGAACAAUCAGUUGACCAAUCUAAUAUUGAUGCACUUUCUGACACUGUAUCAAAUUCUACUCCUUUGUCACAAUCUAAACAUGAAAUAGCACAAUCCAUUACGGCAUCAAAAUCUGACCAUUUGUCACAAACUGUGCCUAUGCCAAAUUCUACCCCUGUGUGUAUGGUGGGCUUACAUUGCUGUGGUGACUUAACUCCUACGAUGCUAAGACUUAUGCGGGAUCUAGAUGUGAUACAAUGCUUGGUUUGUGUGAGUUGUUGCUACCACAGAAUGAAAGAACAAUCCAAUAAAAGCAUUGUGAAUUUCCCGAUAAGCAAGACAGUAUCAGAAACUAUAAGAACAUCCAAAGUACCUGAUUGGUCACUGACCAGAUUUGCGAUGAGGCUUGCAGCCCAGGAGACAAAAGCCAGAUGGCAGCACCAGUCUGCAGAAGAACACGAUCUCCACAUGAAACAUGUUGCAUACCGUGGCUUAGUAGAGUUGUACAUGGAAAAGGAGGGGACUGUUCUGAAGAAGUGUCACAGAAAGCCUGCAAAGAAAGAACAUUAUGGUUCCUUUGAUGCCUAUGUUCAUGGUAUUCUUGAGCGUUCAACCAUUGAAGGCAAACCAUUGAGUGAGGUUGAGAAAGAUCACCAUUCAGCCAACCUAAAGAAAUUGUAUGUUGAAAAUGAAGAGAAUUUUAAGUACAUUGAGCCUAUAACUGCGUUGCAAGUUGUUCUCCAGCCAGUUCUAGAAACUCUUAUCACUUUAGACAGAAUGAUAUUUUUACGAGAGAAUGGCAUCUCCGCUGAGAUUAAACCAAUAUUUGAUGAAUACGUCUCACCUAGGAAUUUAGCAUUAUUGGCGAAUAAAACAUAAAAUAUGGAAAUGUUGCAGUAAACCUAAAGCAGAAUGACAUUACCAAAGAGAUCAAAGAUGUCGGAAAAUAACAAACUUCAGAUAGUGGAGCAGAAAUGAUUGAUAGCUGUUCUGAUGUAUUAUAGAUGACAAGCCAUAGAUAAUUCUUGUAGUGUCCCUUGGCAUCUCAAUUUGAAACUCAUGAAAAUAAUGAAAUGGAACUAAAUAAGCAGAAAUUGUAUAGGAUAGAGAAACAGUGAGAAGAAUAACUGGCAAAUGAUUCUUAUAGCGCAUUUUGGAGGCUGUCAUCUCAAUUUGACUUUACAGGAAAAA